Molecule: messenger RNA, 1587 nt
Organism: Mangifera indica (mango)
Lineage: Eukaryota; Viridiplantae; Streptophyta; Magnoliopsida; Sapindales; Anacardiaceae
Product: probable low-specificity L-threonine aldolase 1
Exons: 10
Coding region: 359-1468 (369 amino acids)
Biological process (GO): glycine biosynthetic process; L-threonine catabolic process
Cellular component (GO): cytosol
Molecular function (GO): L-allo-threonine aldolase activity
Source: RefSeq, a predicted model, not a curated record
ACUUGUUUCUCUCUCACUCAGUACUCUCUUUGGUUUCUUGAAUUUCCUUGAGAAUAGUUCAAAUUGAUUUGGCUUAAAUGGACUUCUUGUGGUUCUCACUCACCCAACUCUUCCAGGAUUUGGUUUUGACCAGACCACAACUCCACGAAAUUUUUGGCGAGGACAACUGUCACACUUGAAUUGAAAUCCAAAAUAAUCUGAAAUAAUGCUCUGUUUAAUCAAACAUCGCUAGAAUGGUUGAAAUUGCUUGUCAAAAACUCUAUUGUUAAUCUUCUUUGCCAGUUUAACUACAGAAAUUUCAGUUCAUUGAAUUUCUUAAUUGUUAGUAUUUGAUCUUUUUUGUCCAUUUUAUUCAACAAUGGUGGCUGAAAGAAGAUUUUUUUCAACGAAAAUGGUAACUAAAACUGUGGAUCUCCGGUCGGAUACAGUCACCAAACCAACAGAAUCCAUGAGGACUGCUAUGGCCAACGCUGAAGUUGAUGAUGAUGUGUUGACCUAUGAUCCAACCGCCUUCCGCCUGGAAAGUGAAAUGGCAAAAGUUAUGGGCAAGGAAGCUGCUCUAUUCGUUCCAUCGGGCACAAUGGGUAACCUCAUUAGUGUGCUUGUUCAUUGUGAGAUAAGGGGAAGUGAAGUCAUUCUUGGAGACAAUUCUCAUAUACAUAUUUAUGAGAAUGGAGGCAUUUCAACAAUUGGGGGUGUGCAUCCAAGGACGGUAAAGAACAACAAAGAUGGAACGAUGGAUAUUAAUUUGAUUGAAGCUGCCAUCAGAGAUCCAAAAGAGGAGCUGGUGUACCCAACUACUAGGCUGAUCUGUUUGGAGAAUACACAAGCAAAUUGUGGCGGCAAGUGCCUUUCUGUAGAAUACACUGACAGAGUUGGGGAGUUAGCAAAACAGCAUGGUCUAAAGCUUCACAUUGAUGGAGCUCGAAUUUUCAAUGCUGCAGUUGCACUACGUGUACCUGUUCAUAGGCUUGUGCAAGCUGCUGAUUCAGUUUCGGUAUGCCUAUCAAAAGGUCUGGGCGCUCCAGUUGGUUCUGUUAUUGUUGGUUCCAAAAGCUUCAUUGAUAAGGCUAGAAGGCUGAGGAAAACCUUGGGUGGCGGGAUGAGACAGAUUGGCAUCCUUUGUGCUGCGGCCUUGGUUGCUUUACAAGAGAAUGUUGGAAAGCUUGAGUCUGAUCACAAGAAAGCCAAAAUAUUAGCAGAGGGAUUGAAUCAAAUCAAGGGUUUAGGGGUAGAUGUUGAUUCAGUGGAGACAAAUAUUUUUUAUUUUGACAUAGAGAACAGCUCAAAAAUCAAAGGAGACCAUCUAUGCAAGAACUUGGAAGAACAUGGUGUACUCAUAAUGCCAGAGAGCUCAUCGAGAAUCCGAAUUGUUCUCCACCAUCAGAUUUCUGCUAGUGACUUGCAGUACACCUUGUCAUGCUUUCAGAAGGUUUUGAGUGGAGCACAGGAAGAAAAUGGGAAUUAAUGGGAGAAAAUUGCAAUGUUUCACUCCUAAAAAUGUGGUUCAUCCGUUUUAAGAGCUUCGUUAAAAUGUUUGUUCUGAUAUAUUAAAUUCAAUAAAACUAUGUAUACAUAUUUUUAAUA